UAGCAGUACAACGUAUAAAACAAAUGCGCGGCGUAUGAAACAACUUAAAUAAUGUCGAGUGCUUCAGUUCUCUGUGAAACAUCGCACACAACGUAUCGUCAUGUCCCAAGAAAUAAAUGGAGAUGCGGCAAAUUUGCAACAGUUGAUGCAACAGUUGUUGCAUCAACAAAAAUUGCAAGAAGAGAGGCAACAACUGUUGCAUCAACAAUUGCAAUAUUUGCAAAAGAAGCAGGAGGAGGAGCAGCAGCAGCAACAACAGCAGCAGCAGCAGCAGCAGGAGCUGCAGCCACAGCCGUUGCCGGAAAAAAUGGAUGAAAAUGGUAUAUUUUUAUUAUUUAUUCUUUUUCAUUAAAAUAUUAAUAAAUAUGCAUAGUUAUAUUAUCAUUCAUUGUUUAUUACUUAUCUGUAUAUAUCUAUUUUUUCAGAAAUACAUACAAAAAGAGCAGGCGGCCGAUCCCGCGCCAGCUGGUAUUACCAGCGGGGUGGCAGGGGCUUUAAAAAUAAAGGUAGUGGCCGAGGAAGGGGCGUCCCUGGCGGCCGAGGAAGAGUCGUCCCUGGCGGCCGAGGAAGAGGCGUCCCUGGCGGCCGAGGAAGAAAUACGUGGGGCCGUAGUGGUCCCACAGUAAUCAAAAAUUAUAUUU
Molecule: messenger RNA, 641 nt
Organism: Formica exsecta
Lineage: Eukaryota; Metazoa; Arthropoda; Insecta; Hymenoptera; Formicidae
Product: protein URE2-like
Exons: 2
Coding region: 101-352 (83 amino acids)
Source: RefSeq, a predicted model, not a curated record